GUCAAGCCUAAGCUCGUCUUAGUCAGCAGCUGGCCCGUGACGCUACGGAGUCCGUGGGAGCUCUCACUUGCAACUCACUUGAAUGCUCAAUAUGUUGUCCAUCGCAAAAUCUGCCCUGCGGCCCUCUCUGGCUCGGGCGUUCGCCACUCCCGCAACUAGCAUGUCUCUCCACACUCUUCCGGACCUGCCUUAUGCUUACAAUGCUCUUGAGCCAUACAUCUCCGAGACAAUAAUGAAACUCCAUCACACUAAGCAUCAUCAGACCUAUGUCAAUGGACUUAAUGCUGCAGAGCAAGCUUAUGCGCAGUCACCCUCCGUCAAGGAGAAGAUUGCCUUACAGUCAGCACUGAAAUUCAACGGCGGCGGCCACAUCAACCAUUCGUUGUUUUGGAAGAAUCUUUCGCCCGCCAAUGCUGACGGUGGCAACCUUUCCGACGGUCCUCUGAAAAAAGCCAUCGAACGUGACUUCGGAUCCGUGGAAGAAUUUAAGAAAAAGUUCAAUGCUGCUACAGCAGCUAUCCAGGGCAGUGGAUGGGGAUGGCUCGGCUACAACUCCGUCACCAACAUGCUUGAGAUCGUUACGACCGCCAACCAAGAUCCUUUACUUUCUCAUACACCCAUUAUCGGCGUUGACAUUUGGGAGCAUGCUUUCUACUUACAGUACCAAAAUGUCAAGGUAGAUUACCUCGCUGCAAUUUGGAACGUCGUCAACUUCAAAGAGGCAGAGCAAAGGUUGGCCGAGGCUACCAAGUAGCUCACUUGGUUUUUUUGCGUCGUUGCAUAGUAAACUUCCGUCGCACAAUGUGAUACGUUCUUAUGAAGUUGAACUACGCGUUGAAGUUGCAGUUAAGUGCCUACAUAUGUUGUCCAC
Messenger RNA from Suillus subalutaceus, 871 nucleotides. RefSeq names its product manganese superoxide dismutase. Gene Ontology annotation, biological process: superoxide metabolic process. Gene Ontology annotation, cellular component: mitochondrion. The transcript has 8 exons. Gene Ontology annotation, molecular function: superoxide dismutase activity; metal ion binding. NCBI's taxonomy places the organism in Eukaryota, Fungi, Basidiomycota, Agaricomycetes, Boletales, Suillaceae. Bases 83 to 754 code for a protein of 223 amino acids. The record is from RefSeq and is a predicted model, not a curated record.